Messenger RNA from Cetraspora pellucida, 308 nucleotides. Lineage: Eukaryota; Fungi; Glomeromycota; Glomeromycetes; Diversisporales; Gigasporaceae. The record is from the annotation of a GenBank genome assembly.
UAAAUGUAGUAGCAUAUUUUAAAGAUUAUAAAGUAAAAGCUAGAAAACAACAUAUAUCAGAUGCAAAUACACAAAAAAGACUAAAGUUUGAACUGAAUAUUUGGAACUUAGCAGUAAUAGAUAAUACUGAUUUUAAAGAAAAAACAUUUGUAACUAGUAAUUUGUUUAAUGAUACAAGAAAUACAGCUCAUGCCAUCUUGUGUAUAGUUUUUCAGUUUAAAAUACCUAAAAUUGAUAUAACAACUAUUUCAGUAACUGAUGUUCUUUAUGUCAAUCUUUGUGAAAAAAGCACAUUUAUAAAACAGUAA